AUGAUAUUUAGUCUAUCUACUGAUUCCCGGCGGAAUCAAGCAAGAAUCCAGGUGCAUGACGGAAAAAGGAAAAAUGAUACCAUACUGGGAAUUUUUUCAGGGGCAAGACAGCCCUUAAUCAUACAAACAAGUGGUCGAUUCAUGAUGGUGGCUUUACAAAGAGACUCUGUCUCCACCCCGUGUAACUUUAAAGGAACUUAUUAUACAAGUCAAAAAAAAGGUUAGCGAUAGUAAGUUUUAAUAACAAAGCAUAAGAAUGUUAAUUAGCUCCUCAUAAUAUACUCUUGGAGGCGCAACUGUCAAAAGCAGAAACAGUCUCAAAAGCUGUAGUAAUAAUUUUUCAAAUCCCCAAGUAAAUUAAUAAAGUUAUAUGUAAAGUGUUCUUCUGAUUGUGCCAAGUCUGACAAAGGUCAGUACUUCACGAACAGGAAAGCCUAGAAAAAACUGAGAGAAAUAUUUUAUAGACUAGUCAUCAAAAAAAUGCAUAAAUAAAUAAAUAAAUAGGUAAAAAGAUUAUCACUCUAACUAAACAUUUAAAAAAUAAUGACAUGGUGACCAAGUUAUCUUUUAAGUUUGAAACUAGUCCUUUUAUACAUUGUCUUAUACUUUUCGGUUAGUUUAAUUUAAAGCAAGUGACAAAGAUGUUAUGCAUGAGACUUGUUAUUUAUUGACAUAAGGAAUGUAAUGUAAUUAUAUGGACGUGCAAAGAACCGCGGUAAGUAAUCUGGAGUCAAAAAUGAUACUCACUGUGGAAUGUGGUGGACUGGGGAAUGAAGAGAACGCGGGAAUGGCGAGGGCUGCAUAGUAACGUAGACCCUACAAAUCAUGAAGUUUUAUUUAUAUAUUUAUUUUUUCUAGAGACAAAAAUUAUAAUAAUAAAGUAAAACACUUAAGAUGUUACUCCCUCUUAAUCAGUGACACUUAAAUCCUCCCUUUAACGGUCUCGUUAAAUUUGUAUAAGCAAAAGAAAAAUUUAAAACGCGAGAGUUUUAGUGGAAAUUUAGCAUACCAAGGGAGCUUUUGCUUUCAGGUUGAAGUGUCAAGUAUUACUAUAGGCUUCUUUAAUAUCAGCUUUUGUUUUUCAGCAAUAAGAAACUGUAAUCAAAAUAACCAAAAUAUAUCAUUCGAUUCAACGACACUUAUUACCUUACUUCGAGGUGCUUAAACAGCUCAUACAUCAAACAUUGACUACAGUGUAAACGCCGUCAUGUCAACAAACCCAUGGACUGAAGUGCUCCACUGUUCUCAAAAACCUCCUGGGAAGUUAUGGGACUAGAAUUUUAUGGCAGACUAAAAUCCCUAUUGGCAGUUCAGGAAAACUGACGGCUCAUCAGUUUAUAAUUCAAACGCUUAGUUUUAUGCGAACUAUUUGAUAACGCGAUUCAAAUCAAGUAAUUAACAUCAUAAAGACGGCUUCUCUGUAUUUUCACUGUUCUUCCUAUUGACUAUAAGUUGUUUGAUUCCUGUGUGAAGUGGGACGUUUUAUUAAAAUAUGAGAUAUGUCAUAUAUAGUAUCGCUUAGCGUGGUGCUCUACAGGAGAGUAUAAAGUUAUCUACAAUUUGUGGAGUAUUAUUUAAGUAGGUUUAAGCAACUCAAAUUUUAUUUGCAGCGUGAUAUGACAUGAGAUCGGGACAGCUUAGAAACUUGCUUAAUGUUCAUUUUCAGAGAAGCCGAGGAUAAGGCUACCGUUACCAGUAGUAAGAUCUGUACCAGGACAUUAUAUCUGGUUUCUACUGGAAGGUACUCCACCGAUUAACUCGACAUUAGUGAAUACAUCAACACCUUUGAAGGGUGUUUACAUAAUAAAAGGGAUCGAGCUAAAUCGGACGGGCAACUACACUCUACUAGCAGAAAAUGAAGAAGGAACUGACUCAAAAACGGUUGAAGUAACCUUUCUGGGUAAGGAUUCAAUGCUGUUAAAUUUCAUUCAAUGUAGAUGAGGCAUUUUGCAAUAAACAACUAUUAAUAGUAGUGCGCACAAACAGUUGUGUUGACUUCCGUCCUUAUCUUAUCCAUUGAUGAUUCAGUUCAUUCGGUGAAAAAUGAAUGUAAAGAGUUUUAGACGACUUGCUUUUGCAUGUUUCACCAUUGUUUUGAACACGGGUAAUUUGUAUGAAUUAAAGUUUGUAAACAAUGAGGAUUUACCAAACACUGGAAAUUUGGAUUUCACCCUCAGGCCUGUAGCCAGAAUUUUUUACGGGGAGGUGCGAUCCAACGAGGAGACGGACCAAACGUUGCCACGGGCGCAAGUCUCUGGGGUGGGGAGAAUUAGGUUGCCUGAGACCUCAUUUGGAGCAUUUUGAAAAACUGGGUAUUUCUCACACUUUUAAUCUUCAAAAGUAAUUUUUUCAAAUAGAGUACUUUAUUUUACAAUUUUUUAUAGUGACGGGAUGUCGCUAUUUAAAGAGAAAAAAAAAUAAAAAAGAAAGUUGUAAGUCCGUACUAUUCGCUAGGUUUUACGCAUGAUGUUUUAAUCAUGAUCUUUUAAUAGUGUACCAAGCUCAAAAUUUCUUGGGUGUUUGUUAGAAACAGAUCAAUCAAAGACUUCUUUCAGAUCAAUGUAUGUUACAUAGUGGAUGCGUUUAUUAGUCAGUGGAGAGAGCCUUUGUUGUGCCGCGAAUACUAAUUUUUGGCCACAGAAAACAGCUGAUAUUUUAAACUAUCCUCAAAGAAAAAGGGCUACAGAAAAAAGGAACAAUGCAUACCUUAAAGAGAAAAAGGAUCCAAGAUCCAGCCCUUGUGAUUGGCAGGAGCCCAUCAGUGGCUCCUCUAAGUAGCCUGCGCAGAAAGCGUUUCCGUGCGAUUUCGGAGCAAAGAACGAGGAGCGAGAGUCAAAGACCGCGCAUAAAAUGGAGGGAGUAAAAGAGCGGGGAGGGGGUGGUCAACAGAAAAUAAGUGGACCUCUGGGCCCUGUGUGGACGGGGGUUGGGAGCGCAUCCGUCGCAUCCCCCCUCUCUAUGGGCCUGACCCUUAAUCAAUGAGUAAAAAUGAAAAUUCGUUAUUGUCUAUUAAUACUGUAUUAAUUUAUAUAUCGGAAUGUACCGCUUUCUUGAAAACUUCCCUCUACCAAUUGUCUUAUUCUUGCGUCCAUUCAUUUUUCAGAUUGCAAUCAUUUGUGUCACAGUACAGGUUCGAUAACAAGUUCUGGCAAAGUUACUAACGAACACAACUGUGAUAAAAGCCACAUAACACAUAAUUGGAAUUGCAUUCCAACUACAACCACUAAAUUGUAA
This is a messenger RNA of Porites lobata, 3234 nucleotides long. Lineage: Eukaryota; Metazoa; Cnidaria; Anthozoa; Scleractinia; Poritidae. The record is from the annotation of a GenBank genome assembly.